AUGCUAUACGGCAAGAUCCGAAACAUGGUGCAGGGCAAUAUCGCAACACGUCUACCUACUAAGGUGCCUUGGCCAUUCAGAGACUUAUUGACUUUGGUAUGGCCAAACAGUCUUCCGCCCUGGCGUAUUGAAAUGAAUCCAAGUAUCUCUCGACAGAUUAAUCGGUUGCCUUUUUGGUUUUUGCUUGGAUGCCGGUUCACCUUUCGUCUUGCUUGGGACUACUCCGUACGUAUAUGCUCAAACAAAACAAUGGUCCUCAACCUAUUAUUCCUCAAGCAUAAAGAAUCAUCAGCCUUACGGAAAUAUGAAAGGCUACAGGCCGCUAUCAGUGAACUAUCGGAUUUCCUGUAUAUCCAUAUACAAUGUAGACAUCGACAUCAAACUCAGUUCAAUACCAGUCGCUUAUAA
Molecule: messenger RNA, 408 nt
Organism: Fusarium proliferatum ET1
Lineage: Eukaryota; Fungi; Ascomycota; Sordariomycetes; Hypocreales; Nectriaceae
Exons: 2
Coding region: 1-408 (135 amino acids)
Source: RefSeq, a predicted model, not a curated record